This is a messenger RNA of Nerophis lumbriciformis (worm pipefish), 2404 nucleotides long. RefSeq names its product multiple endocrine neoplasia I (gene men1). Gene Ontology annotation, cellular component: chromatin; nucleus; histone methyltransferase complex. Gene Ontology annotation, molecular function: transcription cis-regulatory region binding; Y-form DNA binding; chromatin binding. Lineage: Eukaryota; Metazoa; Chordata; Actinopteri; Syngnathiformes; Syngnathidae. Gene Ontology annotation, biological process: negative regulation of cell cycle; regulation of transcription by RNA polymerase II; negative regulation of cell population proliferation. The record is from RefSeq and is a predicted model, not a curated record.
GUGAUGACGCAAGUCGGGUGACUCUCGGGCAGCCUGAAGUGCGCGGCAAAAGAAGUGGGACACAAACAAAAAACAUGUGGCUACCACACUGAGGAACCGGCGCAGGUGAAGCUGAGAAGACAUGAUGGGGUUGCACACAUCCCAGAAGAAGCACUUUCCCCUGCGGGGGAUUGAUGGCGUUGUUCAGCUCUUCGACGCCGAGCUCCGCAAGUCUGAGCCGGACUUAGCCCUCCUCUCGCUGGUCCUGGGCUUCGUCGAGCACUUCCUGGCCGUCAACCGCGUGGUGCCUGUCAAUGUGCCCGGCGUGCGCUUUGAGCCACUGGAGCCAGACUGUCCCAACUCGUGCUUCCCUACUGUAGAGCUGGGUAUGCUCUCUGCGCUGUAUGAGCGCUUCACAGCGCAGAUCCGCGGGGCAGUGGACCUGUCGCAGUACAGGAGGACAUCCGCCGGCUCGAGUCGCGAGUUGGUGAAGAAAGUUUCCGACGUGAUUUGGAACAGUCUGAGUCGCUCUUACUUUAAAGAUCGAGCUCAUAUCCAGUCUCUCUUUAGCCUCAUCACUGGGACAAAGCUGGAUAGCUCGGGGGUGGCCUUUGCUGUGGUGGCAGCCUGCCAAGUCCUGGGUCUGAAGGAUGUGCACCUGGCUCUGUCCGAGGACCACGCCUGGGUCAUUUUUGGCAAGAAUGGAGAAGAAACGGCUGAGGUCACCUGGCACGGCAAGGGUAAUGAGGACAGGCGAGGACAGACGGUCACAGCGGGAGUCAGCGAAAAGAGCUGGCUCUAUCUGAAGGGAUCCUACAUGAAAUGUGACAGAAACAUGGAAGUAGCCUUCAUGGUUUGUGCCAUUAACCCUUCACUGGAUCUGCACACAGAUAGCUCUGAGCUCCUGCAGCUACAACAGAAGUUGCUGUGGUUGCUGUAUGACCGAGGCAACUUGGACAGGUAUCCAAUGGCCAUGGGGACUCUUGCAGACCUGGAGGACCAAGAGCCAAUCCCAGGGAAGGAGAGCCCAAUAGAAAUUCACCUCAAGGCUGUGAGUUCAGCCCAGAAACAUUACCACAACGAGCACAUUUACCCUUACAUGUACCUGGCGGGCUUCCACUACAGGCACAAAAACGUGCGGGACGCACUGAGAGCGUGGGCUGACGCCGCCAAAGUUAUGCAGGACUACAACUACUUCCGUGAGGACGAGGAGAUCUACAAGGAAUUCUUUGACGUUGCAAACGACGUCAUUCCAACUCUGCUGAAGGAAACGUCCGUCGCUGCUGAAAAUCCAUCUGAGGGCGGCGACGUGGGAGAAGUUGGUGAUAAACCAAAGCAGGCGGCCGCCUUCUCGGCCCUGCAGGACCCAGAAUGCUUUGCCCACCUGCUGUCCUUCUACGACGGCAUCUGCAAGUGGGAGGAGGGCAGUCCCACGCCAGUGCUGCAUGUGGGCUGGGCCACCUACCUGGUCCAGUCCCUCAGCCGCUUUGAUGCGCAGGUGCGUCAGAAAGUGUCCAUCAUCACCAAAGAGCCAGAAUGUCAGGAGGACGACGACGCGUCCAGCGAGGACCCCUGGGAGGGCCGCAGACGAGGUUCCCGCAGAGAGCCCAAACUGGAGGAACAGAACUCUCCCCUCCCUGCUGCCCCGACCUCCCCAGCCUCCCAGAUGACCGGGGCGGCGGCACCGCCUCCUCAGCCUAAGAAAGUAGGCGAGGGUGUGGCCCGCCGCCGUUCCUCCCAAGGCCAGCGGGGUGCAGAGGGGGCUGAGGGCAAGCCUAAGUCCCCUGGCCCCAACGCGGCGCCCUCCCCUCAGCAGCAGGCGGCAUCGCCCUGCCCAGCUGCCCCAGUGGUCAUCUUCCAGAGCGAGAAGAUGAAAGGCAUGAAGGGGCUGUUGUGCGCCGCCAAGGUGAACUCCAGCGCCAUCAAACUGCAGCUAACUGCUCAGUCUCAGGUCCAGAUGAAGAGGCAGAAAAGCACGCCGCCUGGGGACUACUCCUUGUCCUUCAUGAAGAGGCAGCGCAAGGCUCUUUAAGCUGUGAAAGCCAACACUGGUCUUCAUCCUUAUCUCCACCUUCUCGUAGCUACCAGCAAUAGCACGCUAACAAACCUGAGUGUGUUCGGAGCUCCGCCUCCUGUGUUUGUUGCUUUUCUGGUGAACACCGUUCAUGACUGAAAGCUCAACAUAUCUUCAAUUUAGGAUAGUUACUGUGUAACAUUGUCCACCACCGCGCUAAGGAUAGCUUCUUUCUUGCUAGCUCGAUGUUGCCUUACGUCGCCUUUGUUUGUUUUAUUUGGAAGAUUUAGAGUAGAGAAGCCUAGAAAGACCAAGCACUGUCCUCACAGCCACGCUAGCUGGUCCUGCUACUUUGUGCAUUGUUUCCUUCUUGGUUUUCUAUCUGCUAGUAAUAAAGAUCUGAUCAAAUUA